Molecule: messenger RNA, 1640 nt
Organism: Saccostrea echinata
Lineage: Eukaryota; Metazoa; Mollusca; Bivalvia; Ostreida; Ostreidae
Exons: 8
Coding region: 147-968 (273 amino acids)
Source: RefSeq, a predicted model, not a curated record
UCGAUAUCUCUCCAUUUCUUUGUUUAUUGCGGGAAUUUUUAUUUUAUUUUGUUGGUCCGGAUCUGCCAUCUGGGACUGGGGCGUUUACUGUUGAUGAAGGAGGCAGUGAAGAGAAUUCUGUAUAGAUAAGAUUGGACAGCAAUAAAAUGGCCCAAUCCAAACCGAAGCUUUUAAGAUACUACAUCAAAGACUCGGUUGUUCCAUUUGAGGAGGAUAUGUAUCACGAAUUUAAAGGUCACAGGAAUUUAGCUGUUGAAGAGUUACCUCCCUGGACUAAAGAAACACUGAAAGAGAAAGCAUCUAGAAAGGCUGUAUCUAGAGCUUUGAAUGGGUUUGUGAACACUGGGAAAGGUGGAACAAUAUACCUCGGCAUUAUAGACUCUGGUGAAGUUCGUGGAUUGACAUUAACCCAAUACCAGAAAGACCAUGUCAUAGGGAGUCUGGAUGACCUGAUGUCUAGAUACACUCCUCCUGUGGCCCCACACAGGUACAAGGUCAAGUUUGUUCCCGUAAUACAGAAGGAGUGUACAGAGGAGGAGAGGUUUCUUCAGUGUGUGCCAGACCCAGGGGAGUAUUAUGAGACUGAGGAAAGAAAACGUCCCCAUCAAUUCCGUACUCAUCUCUACUGCUGGUGUGACAAGGAGUCACUUUCUCAAUACAGUUGUGGUAUCUUAGCCACAGACUAUGUGAUAGAAAUAACCAUAAAACCCUGGGACCCAAUGGACUCUAGAAAUACAGAUGUAUCAUGUGGGACCUUGGUCAGUAUGCACCCAUUCCAUGCAGAUGAGGAAGGGAUGGUGUAUUUUAGAAGACAGGCCAGCCUAGUUCAGUACAGCAUGAUAGAAGUAGCACACCUGACACGACAGGAAACCAAAGAACAGUGCCAUCUAGAGGUGCAAAGACUUGAGAAUGAAAUAAAACAGCUCAAGAAGAAAUUACAGAAGGGAAAGGAAAAGGAGGAUUCCUGAGAAAUGCUUUAUUUCUUCAUCAUUCUGUUACAUUUUACUAAUUCGAAAAUUUCUUUCAUUGUAUUGUUCUCCAUUUUACUUUUUAGAUUUUAAUGGGUUUUUUUUUUUCAUUGGAUUUUCAUUAAAUGUUUGGUAAAUGUUAAAUAUAAAGAUCUGUAAUACCGUUGAGUGUAAAAUUUAUAUUUUUCAAUACACUACACACAGAAAGUGGAAAUAGUGGCGGAUGAAGGAAAAUGAUCAUCCUGUUAGACAUGUGUUGCAUGCAGCUAUUUUUGUAAAGUGUGUUCCUCUCAGACAGAAGAAAAAGUGAUCCCAGUAUCAGUGAAACUCUAAGUUAAGGCAACAUAACUGGCAGAAGCUGGCACCCUUUUCCCUCAGAAAAUUGUACUAAAUCCCCAAAGAAAGGGGGCAUACAGUAGAAACACAGACUUCUUGCAAAAGUAAUUGGAACAGAUCAGGAAAAGGAGGAAAAGCAGCAAAUUAAAGAUCAUAUAACAAGAAAAGUGCAACUAUACUUGCUACUUAAAUGAUCCACUAAGUAAUACAAUAUGGUAUUCCUGUGCUGAAUGGCUCGGAGAGGCAAAAUCUGGCAAGAAGAAUUUGAAGAAAAAGUUAAAUAUUAUACGCUGUAUAUCAUGAUUUUGUAAAAUAAACUUGAUAUUUUUAAUUAUU